Acanthopagrus latus (yellowfin seabream) is the source of this 1788-nucleotide messenger RNA. It is a transcript of the gene hoxd10a, whose product is annotated as homeobox D10a. Gene Ontology annotation, biological process: regulation of transcription by RNA polymerase II. The coding region runs from base 130 to 1194 and encodes 354 amino acids. The record is from RefSeq and is a predicted model, not a curated record. Gene Ontology annotation, molecular function: DNA-binding transcription factor activity, RNA polymerase II-specific; RNA polymerase II cis-regulatory region sequence-specific DNA binding. The transcript has 3 exons. Gene Ontology annotation, cellular component: nucleus. NCBI's taxonomy places the organism in Eukaryota, Metazoa, Chordata, Actinopteri, Spariformes, Sparidae.
CAUCAGAGGGACUGCAGCUGAAGGCACCUGGUUCAACUUUGGAGCAUGGUGGCUGCCACUUUGUCUGGUCAGGGAUAUGUCAGCUUCCAGAGGACAUCUCUCUCCUCUUAAAACACGUUACCCCCCAAAAUGUCCUUCCCCAGUAGCUCUCCUGCGGCCAACACGUUCUUAGUGGACUCUUUGAUUGGCGCCUGCAGGACGGACAGCUUUUACUCCGGCAGCAACAUGUACAUGCCGUCCGCCGGCUCUGACAUGGGAACUUACGGAAUGCAAACCUGUGGACUCCUGCCGUCUUUCGGCAAAAGAGGGGAGGUCAGCCACCAAAGUAUGGGCAUGAGCGUCCACUCGUACAUACCUCAAAUAGAUAACUGGACUGAUCCGAGCAGACCCUGCAGGAUAGAGUCGUCCAGCCAGAUGUCAAACUGCACAUUUUCACAGAGCAUAAAGGAAGAGAGUAACUGCUGCAUGUACUCGGAUAAGAGAGUGCAAAAAGUCAGCUCGUCAGACGUCCCCGCGUAUUCUGACGCUCUCCCCGAGCCGUGUCCGGUCGACGGCGGUCCGGAGAUCCCGGUUCCGGGCUAUUUCAGACUGAGCCAAACUUACGCGAACGGGAAACACCAGGAAAACUACUGCCAUGACCCGCCGAGUCCAAACCCCACGCUGAUGCAACUCAGCCGGGUCACUCCGAAACCGCAGCCCUCCUCCUCCACCUCCUCCUCGUCCUCCUCGUCUUCGGCGUCCUCGAAUUUCGCGGAGGCUAAAAAGAAAAGCGAGGAGGUGCCGCGAAGACCCGACGCGUCGAGGACGCCGGUCCCCGCGGCGGAGAGCCCGAAGUCCAGCAGCAGCAGCUCCGGGGAGAGGAGCUGCCCCGCGGAGGCGCCGGUGUCCAGUCCCGAGCUGCUGCAGCAGGAAGGGAAAGGCUGCAAGAGUGACCCGCCGACGAGCAACUGGUUGACAGCGAAAAGUGGCAGAAAGAAGAGAUGCCCCUACACGAAGCACCAGACCUUGGAGUUGGAGAAGGAGUUUCUGUUCAACAUGUAUCUGACCCGAGAGCGCCGCCUAGAGAUCAGCCGGAGCGUCAACCUGACCGACCGGCAGGUCAAGAUCUGGUUUCAGAACCGCAGGAUGAAGCUGAAGAAAAUGAGCAGGGAAAACCGCAUCCGCGAACUGACCUCAAAUCUCACCUUUUCGUGAGCCCGCAUGUAUUUGUGGUUUAGCUGUCUUUUAUUAUUAUUAUUAUUAUUAUUAUUAUUAUUAUUAUUAUUAUUAUUAUUAUUAUUAUUAUUAUUAUUAUUAUUUCCUUACUCUCAUACUCAGUUUGAUGCUUCAGCGGCAUUGGACGUUUAUCUUCAAUUUCAACGAAACUGUGACUAUAUAAAUAUAAAUAUAAAUAUAUGUAUAUGCCAAUUGAGUACUUUUUCUUUGUGGCAUCGUGUUGUUUGUUUUGUUUCAUCACAGGGUAACUCACUUUUUGGUCUUAAAUUAUUGCCAGUAGACGCUGAUCCUCUGUUGGGGUCUUGCUGUUUUUUUUUGGGGGGGGGGGAAGAUAAAAAUAAUAAUAAUUAAAAAAAAGUUACUCUGUUUCAGUCAUGAAAGCACAUUUUAUUGUGGUGUAAUAGUGCGACAUUUGUUUUGUUUUUGUUUUGUUUUUUUGUUUCUUCCAGUAAGUGCAAGCCAUGUGCUCAGUAGUGAAAUGUAUGAGCCUUUCAAAGUGACAAGAAACGAUGUUAAUCUGUGAAUUUACUGCAUGUUUGUGGCAUGUUAUCUUGCAAUAAAUUGUCAAAUAAU